GGAAUGUCCUGAUAAUCAUCGUCAUCAUCAUCAUCAUUAUUUUUUAAUUUGGUUUUCUUUUUCAUUUUCUAUUUUUUGUUAUUAAAUUUCAUCUAUAUGCUUGCGUUAUUUGUUUCGUUUCUGGAUCUCUUCUAUGAUUAUAUUGAAAAUAUAUAGAUUGAUUAUAUAAAUUUUGAAUGAUUCGAUUAUUGAAUCGUAUCUUUACAUUUAUUGCAAAUCGAAUAUUGGAUUUAUUACGAUCGUCAUUGUUUGACAAGAACAAAAUGGCAUCUCAUGUCAUCGGAAAGAAACCGCUGACAAAACCAUCAAUGCAAAUGACAUUGAUAAAAAUAUUAGAUCGAAAUUCGCAACGACAAUUACAAAUUGAUGGCGCCGAAAAGCUGAUUGAAGAAAUAGCCGCCGCUGUCAAAUGUAAUGCUGAAAUAAUUCAACCUUGUUUUGACAAUGAAUUUGUAAUCAAAUUACGUACAAACUUUAUUGAUAAAUUGGAAAAGGGUUCACUAGUAUUAGUUAGUGAUUUCCUUAAAAAUUAUUUUCAAAUUGUAAAAUCUCAUGGAACGAUUUUGGAACUUCCAUGGAAUACAAUGAAACAAAUGGAAGAUGAAUAUAAUAAUGUUGAUGAUAAUGAAGAUUUGAAUGAAUUUUCUUCACAUUUAUCUUCAUUUUCCAUUGGAUCAUUAUUGAAUCUUUCAACGUUCGUAAAGCAUUUACAAAGUUCGCCUACAUCAAUAAGUUCUGGAAUGAAAAUGGAAAUUGAUUUCUUUAAAAGUUGUCUAAACUUUUAUUUUAUCAUCAAUCAUUAUUGUUAUAAAAUGGAAAUUCGUUUUGGAACCAUCAAAUACAUACUUAUAGAUAAAAAUUAUAAUUUAUGUAAACGAUUCUAUUUGGAAUUGAAUGCAGCACCAUUCCUUUUCAUCAACAACAAUAGUAAUCGCUAUAUACGUGUUGCAGAUUUUUCCGCUAGCUUUUCGUUUUCUCCUGAAAUUGAUGAUCCUUAUUUGUUGGGCAAUGCUUUAUCAUAUCAAAUUGAUGUCUAUUUACAGAUGAACAAAGCAUUUUCCUAUCUUUGUUAUCGCUGCAAAGAGAUAAAUCCGAGUUUUCAAUUGUACAUUGGAUUGGUUCAAGAAUGUCAUAUUAUCGAGAAAAAAUUCUACACAAUGAAAGAAGCUUAUGAUCUGGUCGAUGGAUAUUUUUCGCAAAAUUUUCGAAACAAUUAUGCAUGUCGCGUUUUGUUGUCAAAAUCGUAUAAAGUAAUCGAUUUUUUAGGUCCAGAUUUACCUACAUUUAUUGCGCGUUUGCAGACAUUGAGUAAUCAAUGCAAUAUUGAACCUUAUUUAUUCAAAUUAAGUGUAAGCUGUAAUAGUCCAAUUUUUGAUAUUUCAACCGAAUUUGACCAAAUUCUUGAAGAUGGUGAAAUCAAACCAUCAAACGAAUCUGUUAAUGAAGAUGUCCAUGUAAUGAUUCGAAAAGCAAUUCUAACUCCAACACGUUUAGAAUAUUGUCGCCAAAUGCCAAUGCUGAGAUCACGUUUCAGUAAUAUGGCCAAUUUGGAUUAUGCCAUUCGAUUCACAAUAUUAGAAGAUAAUAAUGGAGUGCUUAAUUCAAAUUCUGAUGAUACAAUUCAAUUUCACAAGAAAACAUUUAAGAAAAAAUUAGAAGACGGAUUUCUUAUCUCGAAUCGUGAUUAUCAGUUUUUGGGUGCAUCUCCCAGUCAGAUGCGAGAAAAUGGAAUUAAUUUCUAUGCAAAAGAUGAUGAAAAUCGUACUGCUGAAACGAUAAUAGCUAAUGCAGGAAAUUUAAAAGAAUAUGCACGAAAUCCAUCCAAAUUGAUGGCUCGUUUAGGCUUGCUUUUCUCACAAGCAAUCAUAUAUCAUGAUCUUUCUAAUGCAAAUGUUGUUAAAACCGAAGAAAUUUAUAGUGAAGAUAAAAAAUAUUGCUUUUCCGAUGGUUGUGGACUUAUUUCCGAAACCAUUGCUAUUGAUAUAGCUGAAAAACUGCCAAAUUUGUUUAAAUAUGUUCCAUCUGCAUUUCAAUUCCGUCAUGGCGGCCACAAAGGAGUAUUGGUUAGUUAUCAAAUUAAAGAUAACCACAUUAUUUAUCGAGAUAGCCAAAUAAAGUAUAAGGCAGAAGAUCCUAAACUCGGUAUUUUGAGCUAUUCGUAUCCACGCCCAGUUCAUUUAUGUCGCUCAUUGAUCAACAUAUUAUAUCAAAAAGGUGUAAAGGAAACUUUAUAUAAAUAUUUUAAUCGUGAUACGAAAAUUAUAAUGGAAGCAAUGUUAACGAAUGAAUCGGCCUUGAAAUUAUUGAAUCACUAUCCGAAUUUUGCCAUUUUAUUUGACAAAUUGUUGGAUUCAGGAUUUUCAUUAAUCAACGAGCCAUUUCUCCGUACCAUUUUGCAACAUGUAAUGAUUUUUCGAUUAAAAGAAUUGAAAACAAAAGCUAGAGUUAAAAUUCCCGAAUCUAAUGGUCGUUCGGCAUUUGGUGUGCUCGAUGAGACAAAACAACUAAAUUCUGGUGAAAUGUUUUUCCAAUACAGUAUAUUGGACAAUGACGGUGUACCUACAGGAAAAACUAAAAUUAUUGAAGGUGAAAUCAUGGUUACCAAAUUUCCAUGCACUUCUAUGGGAGAUGUUAGAAAAUUCAAAGCGGUUAAUGUACCAGAUUUGAAACACAUCAAAGAUUGUCUGGUGUUUCCAGCAAAAGGAAACCGUCCACAUACUGAUGAAAUGGCUGGUUCAGAUUUAGAUGGCGAUGAAUAUGCAAUUUUUUGGGAUGAUGAUUUAAUUUUUCCUGGUAAAAAUCAUGAACCAUUAGAUUUUGAAAGUCAUCAACGACCAGAUUUGGCGAAUAUUGUCAAAGCAUCUGACAUGAUCGAUUUUUAUAUAGAAUUUUUGACUGAAUCAAAUCUGGGUAGAAUAGCCAAUUGUCAUCUAAUGUUUGCAGAUUUUCAUCCUCAAGGAUUACUAUCUGGGGAAUGUAUUGAAUUGGCUAAAGAAUACAGUAAAUCAUUGGAUUUUCAGAAAAAUGGUAUCAACGCUAAAUUGGAACGUGAAUAUAAUGCGGAUAAACAAUUUAUACGGCCUGAUUUCAUGAGUAAACUAGAAUUGAGACAAAAUAAUUAUUUAUCUCGAAAUAUUCUUGGCGAAUUCUAUCGACAGUGUUGUCUGAUCGAAAAUAUUGUUUUAUAUGCUGAUGAAUUAUCACCAGAUUUACAGGAAUAUAUUGAACCACAGAAAGAAUUAAUCCUUCCAGGAUGGGAAAAAUAUAAAACAUUGGCUAAUAACGCAUUCAAAGAAUACUAUUAUCGUAUUGUGGAAACAAUGGAAACGAUGGGCAUUGCUUCAGAAGCUGCAUUUUUAUCGGAUUUAUAUGAAAAACGUCCCGAAGUUGCAACUUAUUUAUCUCACGAUCUUUCCGAUCAUAUUCGAGGUGUUUAUGCUAGACAAUCGGCUGGAAAAAAUCCAUAUCAAAAACAUCUUUUAACAUCGGCUUGGUAUGCGAUUUGUUUCGAGAAAUCAACUUUAUUUCAAUAUCAUUAUAAACAACGGCCAUUGCUUGGUUUACCAUUCAUGAUAUCCAAUGAAUUGAUCAAUUUGGCUUAUUACAUCAAUCUAAAUAAAUCUGUUGAGCCAAUUGUAACAACAGAUGAAGAUCAAUCAUCAUUGAAUAAAAUGAUUCAAUUUUCCUAUCAGGAAUGUAUCGAUUGGUCUACGAAAUUCAUACUUUGUUGGAUGGAAAAAUUUCAAGAAAAUUUUUUCAAAAACUAUAAAAAUAUUGAAAAUUUGUCCGUGAAAUUUGAUUCAAAAACACCAAUGCCAUUACGAUUAUUUCUUGCUCAAUAUAUUCAUGAUGUUAUCGAUUCAAUUGCUAUUAAAAAAUCAUUCAAAAAAGAUGAAGAUCAUUGUUAUCAAGAUAUUUUCUAUUUAAUCGAUGAAUUUUUUCGACAUUUACAUUCCUUAUGUAAUGAAGUGAAUACAUUUAUUAUUGAAUCGAAAAUCGAACAAAUUUUACUGUUACCAUAUGCUUUGUUUGCAUCCAAAUUCAUUGGACAUAUUGGCUCAUCUAUGAGUGAUGUUUCAAAUGAAACGCUGCUUAAUAUUACUAAAGCUGAUUUUAUUGACAUGAACUUGAAACACAUUAAUCGAUUAUUCAAUAAUAUAAUCAUGCGUAAAGAAAAGCUUUAUCGUUACUUUGAAUUUUCAAUAUUGGACCAACGUUAUUUUAAUUGCUUUUUAUCAUUGAACGAGAAAGAUAAAUUAAAAUGGAAAAUUUUGACUGGUGGAUUAAAAGAUAUUAAGAUACCAAAUAAAUAUGAUCGAAAAAUUAAUGGCCGAAAUUCUGUAUUUGGUUGGAAUCUUAAAAAAGUUAAUUUGGAAUUUAUUACAAUUAAAACCAGAGGUUUACAGCCAUCAAUAACGUUAUUGAAAUUGCUUAUUGGACAUCCACAUUUUUAUGAAAUCUUUACAAAAUUGUCAUUUGAUCAUUGUUUCAUUUAAUUUGUGAUUUUAUAAAUAUAGUCUUCUUUUUA
Molecule: messenger RNA, 4528 nt
Organism: Dermatophagoides farinae (American house dust mite)
Lineage: Eukaryota; Metazoa; Arthropoda; Arachnida; Sarcoptiformes; Pyroglyphidae
Biological process (GO): siRNA processing
Cellular component (GO): nuclear RNA-directed RNA polymerase complex
Molecular function (GO): RNA-directed RNA polymerase activity
Source: RefSeq, a predicted model, not a curated record